Messenger RNA from Pimephales promelas (fathead minnow), 3743 nucleotides. The record is from RefSeq and is a predicted model, not a curated record. Lineage: Eukaryota; Metazoa; Chordata; Actinopteri; Cypriniformes; Leuciscidae.
ACACAACAUGAGAAAGACCCGGCAAUGCUGACAAACACUGAACACAUGACUCUACUAUUAAUGUAACAAACAAAGCAAAAAGCGACAGAAACAAAACACAACUUAGAUGUGUGUGUUGGUAUGAGUAGCGUGCAUUUCUGUCAGGGAUGAAAAUGAAGUGGAUGUUUGCGUGUGUUUGCACCCACAUUGCCCCAGCAGGGAACGAGGUAAGAUGAGGUGUGUGUGUGUGUGUGUGUGUGUCUGUAACCAACAGGGAAAGGCUCUGUAACAAAUUCGAAUUUUCCCAGAUCAAUAACUUACAAAUUAUUAUAUUACAAAGACUGUGAACUGUGAAGUGCUUAAUUUUUGGGUUAAACAGUUUUGCAUUAUUGUUGUGUUCAGGAUUUUUUUGGGGGGCGGAGAUAAAACGCCCCUACUUCAUGACGCACUGUAGCUCCCGGAGGCUGGCCCCGCCCCUAACAAUUUAACUAGAGCACAUUCGCCUCAGUUCGCCGCUCAAUCGCGACGAGUUUGUCUUUGUUCUCAACAGCCUACAGUUUGCUAGCUAGCUAUGCCUUGGACACGGAAAUGCAUAUUACCUGGAUGCGAUCGUAUAGAAAACAGAUCAGUGUCUUUAUUUAAAUUUCCGAAAAACGAUCAAAUCAAGAAGAAGUGGAUACAUUUUGUGGAGAGACACCUUGACGGAGAGCUGAAGAUCACCACCAACACCCGCCUCUGUAGUGAUCAUUUUACACCGGAUAGUUUUAUUAACUUUCAUCGGAGACAACUGGGAUUCACUGAUAAUCCGCUGUUACUGGCGAGCGGAGCCGAACCGACUAUUUCCCGCCUCGGCCCUCGUCCUCCCGCCGCGCCGACACCUGGAGCCAUCAUCGGCAGUGCGAGCCCGCCAAAAAGUGGUUUCCAUGAUAAAAGCAUUGUUGACCCUGAUGAGGACUACACUCCAGAGACAAGUACCGCAUCAUCAGCUCGAGGACAGAUCCGGGGUCAAGGGCGAAGCAGAGGAGGUCGUGCAAGAGGCCGUGCAACUAGGGUCCGAGGAAGUGGUGGUCGAGGUGCAGGGCAAGGAGCACUUCUUGGACAAGAGGACCUGCAUCGAGUUCUGCAUCCUCAAGCUCAAACAAGGGCAUGUGAACAGCAGCCCCUUCCAAUCAAACGAGAGACCGAGUACCAGCGUGACGACGCGCAGAAAGGCACCCGAGACGUGGGAUGUCAGACAGAUCCCUGUGUGUGGAACAUCACACUGGACACACGCCUGUCUGAAACAACACUAGCCAACAGAGGGAACACAGAUUCUCAAGCUAUGGUGGCCAUGACCACAUCCCAGCUUCCUCCGCUCUGCUCUUCAACUACACUGAAGCGGAAAGCAGGAUCACCUGAUAGACCAUCAAAGCGCCCUCUCCUGGAGUUUCCCGGUUUUCAGGACAUGGCAGAUCCUGACGACUCCAGCAUGUCUGAAUUGGUUGACCCCACUAGUGAACAAGCACCAACCAAGCCGCCACAGGACAUGGUGAAAUACUUGGUAUAUGAGGAGUGUCUGCUUGAGCUUUUUAAGACCUGCCCCACCUGCUCGAGCGUCUGCAAGGUGAUCAAAUUUGUGAAAGGGACGUUCCUGUCUGUGACCCAGAAGUGCCAGAGCUGUUCAUACAGCCGAGAGUGGAGGAGUCAGCCUCUUCUGGGCAGCUCUCCGGCGGGAAAUCUGCACCUAUCAGCCGCUGUCUACUACACCGGCGGCUCGUUCAUGCAGACCAACCAGGUGCUCAACGCACUGCGCGUGAGAACCUUCAGCAGAACGACACACCGAAAUCAUGUGCGCAACUUCAUCCUGCCGUCUGUGCUGCGUAAGUGGAGAUCACACCAGAGCGACCUGCUUGAGCGACUAAAACAGAGAGGAACUGUGUCUCUCGGGGGGGAUAUGAGAGCUGACGGGCCAGGACAGUGCGCAAAGUACGGCUCGUACUCCAUGAUGGAUCUCCGCACUAACAAAAUUGUGGAUAUCCAGCUCGUACAGAGCAGUGAAGUGGGAAGCAGUGUCCGUAUGGAAAAGGAAGGGCUAAUCCGGAGUCUGGGAUUUCUCGAAAAAUCUGGUGUGAAAGUAUCUUCCCUGGUGACAGACCGACACACACGGGUGCAGAAGUUCCUCCAGGAACAGAAACCCGACGUUGACCACUUUUAUGAUUCGUGGCGUUUAUGUAAAGCGCUCAACAAGAAGAUAGAUGCCGUUUCAAAGGAGAAACACUGCAACAAGGUCAAAAUGUGGAAAAAGAGCAUCAGAAAUCACCUCUACUGGUCAGCAUGCGGGUCAUCAGAUGGAGAGGAAACAGUGGCCAAAUGGACGUCUCUUCUCAACCACGUCCAGAAUGUGCACGUCCAUGAACAUCCGCUCUUCCCCAAGUGCCUCCACCCUCCCUCCACUGGCAAAAACAAGUGGCUGAAGCCCGGAACAAAGGCCAUCUACAAGCUGGAGAAGGUGCUGAUGAACGAGCGUGUUCUUGGUGAUGUGAAAAAGCUGAGCCCUGUCCACCAAUCAUCUGCCUUGGAGGCGUUUCACAGUGAGAUUCUGCGGUUCGCACCCAAAAACGUGGCCUUCUCAUACUUAGGGAUGCUCUGCAGACUUUACCUGGCUGCAUUGCACUUCAAUGAAAACUCUGGCCGUACCCAAGCGAGGACGGCAGCCGGAGAACUGCAGUUCAACAUUAAAAUUCCCAAAGCCAAGAGAGGGGAACAUGUGUCCAUGAUGAAGACCAAAUACUCUACGGAGUAUGUGACCGAGCUGACGGACAUCCUCUUCAACGAGGUCAUCCAGGACCCGGCACCCUUUGUGGCUGAUCUGAAAGCAGUGGCUGUUCCUGGAUUGCUGUGUUCACAGUACGAGUGACCUGGGAAAUCCGACGCUACAUGUGUAUGUACGUCGUGUUGUACAGUAUGUUGAGACUGAGGCGCCAGAACUGCAACUGACAGAAUGCACUGGGCCACCGGGUGCGCUCGCAUGCGAGCCCCGACUUCUCGACCCUUGAUUGAUUGUGUCUCACAAUGGGCUUCUGAACCGUCUCCUAGGAUUGGUUUUGCUUGGAAGACCCUCCUGAGGGCAUAUAGCCCCUGACAACAUAGCUCAUUCUGGUGCUCAAACCCCUCCACCAGUUCAAGGAGGAGUCAAUGUACCAGUCUGAGCUAUAAGACGAAGCUCUCGUUUUACCGGUCGAUCUAAGUUCCUACUCUCACCUACUGUCGUGAGCUGUGGGUCAUGACCCAAAGGACAAGAUCCCGGAUACAGGCAACUGAAAUGAGCUUUAUCUGCUGGGUUGCUGGACGCUGCCUUAUAGAUGGGGUGAGGAGCUCAGAGUAGAGUCUGAACUCUACUAAACAAUACACCCAGCGAACAAACACCAUCCGAUGACCAAACUUUCGUCGUGGCGACUGUAAAAGUGAUGCUUUGUAUUGUUGCCCGUAAGUAACUCUGACGUCGUGACGAUGAUAAAUUGUCACAGAUAAUGAGUUGGUAAUUUUUUAAAUAUUUUUUAUUUUUCUACAGUCGAGCAUGUUUAGUUUUAAAGGUUUUAUGAUCAUUGUAAGUUUCUGCACAUACAAAACUUAAUUGCAUUUUUUUUUUUUUUUGCGUUAUUGAUGAUUUAUGUGUAAAAUUGUGAGAAAUAACAGUGUAGUCUUCCAAUAGACAGUCCUUCCAGAAAAACGCAGAGUUUUUUUGUGAUUGUUGCGGGCAAAAAUCCUUGAUUACGCAGCCCGUU